Molecule: messenger RNA, 504 nt
Organism: Diprion similis
Lineage: Eukaryota; Metazoa; Arthropoda; Insecta; Hymenoptera; Diprionidae
Exons: 4
Coding region: 51-452 (133 amino acids)
Source: RefSeq, a predicted model, not a curated record
AUAUUCGCAAAGUUAUCAUCGCGGGGUAAAAUUACCGCAGCAGAGUCGUUAUGAAAUUAUUACUGUGCACGAUGAUGAUGAUGAUCGCUGCUUCGUGGGCCGGAAGAAUCACCCGAAGUAUCGUUGAUCACACCUUGCAGGAGAAUAACUUUCCGAACUUGCACACAGUCCAUCAUGGCCACGGCGCGACUAGCUAUCAAAACGUAAACAUAGAAAACCGGAACAAGCCGAACACUCGGUCACACAAUCUUCACGAACUGCAGUAUGAAAUUUCGCCUACAAAAGCAUUACCGUUUGUUAUUGUUGACGAUACCGACGAUCUUUUUUUCGCUUCUGACAACGCAGAUCCGUAUACGUCAAAUGAUAUUGAGCACGUUGAAAUCAACAAUAUCGCAGAACCGUUCGCAUACUACGAUCAAUACGAUUUUGACUACGAUUACGGACUUCACUAACAAUAGCAAUCGUGAAAAAUAAUCGAAAUUUGCCAUUAUUCGAAUACGCGCA